Thrips palmi is the source of this 8595-nucleotide messenger RNA. Its product is annotated as YLP motif-containing protein 1-like. The coding region runs from base 264 to 6617 and encodes 2117 amino acids. Gene Ontology annotation, cellular component: endoplasmic reticulum exit site; ER to Golgi transport vesicle membrane. The record is from RefSeq and is a predicted model, not a curated record. NCBI's taxonomy places the organism in Eukaryota, Metazoa, Arthropoda, Insecta, Thysanoptera, Thripidae. Gene Ontology annotation, biological process: autophagy; Golgi organization; COPII vesicle coat assembly. The transcript has 30 exons.
GACAGGACAGCACUCUAACUUUAAGAACGCACCCAAAAGUUGUGACGUGAAUAUCAGAAGAAAGUUUUCUGUCGGCAAUUUUUCAGUCCCCUAUUAAUUUACAGCAAUUUGUGUUAUCGCAAAACUUCAGUAUCUUACGUGGCUGAAACUUGCACAUUUCACUUACAAUGGUAGUCCAAGUUAAGUGUCGUCAACGACUACUUGCCGAAAAAUAGGAGUCUAUCGUCCAUCUGGCUGCUUAUUGCUUGGUCUGAGCUGCAGUCAUGUCUGAUCCAUAUUGGAUCAAGAGCGGUGGCAUGGGGGCACCCUAUUACAGCUUGCCACCACCAGCUCAACAGCAACACCAUCAAAUGUCACAACAUCAGGUGCCUCAACAGCAACCCCCUCAACAAUUGGCUCAACAACUACCUCAGCAGCAACAGCAACAACAAUAUCAAAAUAUGAGUUGGAACAGGGUCCCUCCCAAGGCAGCACCUGCAGAUUCCUGGGGCUCAUGGCACAACCAGCCACAGCCUCCACCACCUGCCAACAAUGCAGCACAGAAUUACCAAGCUUACAAUUAUGUGCAACAGCCUCAGCAUCAACCACCUCACCCUCAUAGUGCAGACGCUUGGAACUGGGGUGCAGAAGAGUCACCACAGGUGGCACUGCACCAGCCUGUAGUCAACAAUAAUAUUAACCAGUCGUUCCAGAAUGACUCUAGCUGGAAUUGGAGUGUUGACCAGUCAGCACCCCAUCAGAACUCUGUCAACUAUUAUCAAAUGGGCUACAGUGACCAGCACAAUUAUUCUGAGCAAAACUUGGGUGACCAGAACCAACUGCCAGCUAACAACAAUCAAGGGUAUCCUGAAGCCAAUAUUGCUCAUGCUGCACCCCAUAAUGUCCAAGAUUUUGCCAAUGUAACUCAGUUCAGUGAGCAAAGCAAGGUCGAUGGGGCAGAAGAAAUGAAGACUGAACAACCUGUGGAGGCGACCGAAAGAUAUGACGAUCUGCCUGAACCAGCCAUGAGUGAAACUAGCAAACAUAGUAUGACACCUCAGUGGUCUAUUGAAAGUCAAGUUAGUCAGGACUCAGAUGAUAUAUCAUCCAGUAUUGGCCACACUGGAGGUUUCUCACCUGCAUCCACAAGCCAAGCUAAAUCUGAAGAUUCUGGCCAGCGUCAUUAUGGGUAUGGCUCAUCAGGAGAUGUUCAAAAUCUGUGGGAAGACACUGAAGAUGACGAAGAUUUAACCGAUAAGAAUACCUUCCUAGAACAGUCGCUUGAACCAAACCCCUCUAUAGACCAAAUUGAUCGUCACAACAAGUUAAAUCUUGAUGACACCAUAUCAGCUUUGGAAAAUUUAAAUGUAUCAUCGGACAAUCCAGAUGCUUCAUUACCUUUACCUCAAAGCGUUUCUUCAGACUCCGGUCCUCCAUCCUCUGGCCCUCCACCCUCUGGUCCUCCACCCUCUGGUCCUCCACCCUCUGGUCCUCCUCCCUCUGGCCCACCACCUUCUGGCCCUCCUCCCUCUGGUCCACCACCCUCUGGUCCACCACCCUCUGGUCCACCACCCUCUGGUCCUCCACCCUCUGGUCCUCCACCCUCUGGUCCUCCUCCCUCUGGUCCACCACCCUCUGGUCCACCACCCUCUGGGCCACUUCCCAUGGGCAUGGCACCUCCCGGCAAAGUGGGCAUGUUUCCUUCGGGGGGUAAUCCUUAUUCUGUAAACCGUUCAGGCCUCAGCCACAAGUCAAGCAACAAGCUGUUUCCCAGUUCUGGCAUGUCAAGGCAGGCAUUUCCACCCCCAAUGCAACCAAGUGCCCAAACAGAAAUUAUUCCACCCAAUCAAGAAAACUUUGCAAGUCAGCCAGGAGCUGUAGAUAACCGGUCUAUUGAACCACCUGCUGGGCAUGAAAUGGGCAGACCUGCUGAUUUGACUUCACAAACUCCAACUCCUUGGGCUCCUCAAGAAAGUCAUGAAGCUUCCUCUCGCUUUGGCCUGGAUCGUAAUCAAUAUCUGGAGACUGGGCAACUUACUUCUCAAACAUCAGAGGAAGAAAGUGCCCCUCCACCAGGGUUGCAUAGGCUUGUCACAGGACAGUUGACUGAACAGGACUCUCAAGCAGAGAUUUCAACACCUCCGCCUGGGCUAGAUCGCAUGAUUCCUGGGCAAAUCACUGAGAGGAAUGAAAUGCGUAUGGUGCCUGGUCGAAUGAUGGAAGAUGAUGAUGAUGAUGACGAUGUUGAGGAUGAUACUGGUAAUAAUCUGCUUGUUGGAUCUCGAAAUACAUCACGAAGCUCAUCACGGGAUCAGAAUUCUGAGCAUGCCUCAAAUCUACGUAGAAUGAUUCCUGGCCAAACUGAUUCUCAGGAGGAGGAAGAUGAAUUGCCAAAUAUUUCAAUUGGACCUGGUGACCUGCCACCCGGACUGCAUAGAAUGGUUCCCGGGGAGUCAAGUAGUCCGGAGUCCCAAGCCAACAAUUCAGGAGGAAUUCCAAGUAGCACAAACAACUCUGCUUUCCAACCCAUUGAACCUCGCGUCGUGACAGGUGAUUCUAUGGAAUCAAUGCCCCAGACUGUUGUUGUGCCACCACCACAACCAACAGGUAUCAAAGUUGAGCCAGGCAGUCCAGCUCCAGAUCAUUCUAUUGAUAACAGGAGUCCAAGCAACCCUCAGCCAACUAGCGAACGAAGUGAAACAAUAGGAUCUGACGGAGUAGAUGAAAAGGCAUCCGACAACACCAUGAAGAAGAGUGACAGGCGGUCCAGGGACGAUGUGGACGACGAGAACCGGGACGAGAGGGACUCUAGAGGCCGGGACUACUAUCGCCGGGACCGGGAGGACGACCGGGACCGGAGCUCGUCUCCCACCGACAGCGGCAGCAACCGCUAUCGCGACGACAGGGACCGUGACCGCGACCGCGACCGCGACCGUGACCGGCGGUACGACUCGCCGGAGGGGCGGUCCCGGUACCGGCGGGGGGCGCGCGACAAGGACGCCGACUACGACUCGGACCGCAGGGACAGGUACGAGUCGCGGCAAGGGCGCGACACACAGCGCGACCACAGGUCGUCCAAGCGGGACGGCAGGGAAGGACCGGGCGACAAGGCGAGGAGAGGGCUGAACAGAGAAGAAGGCGAGGUGGACAGCGACGACUACAGCAGCGAGCGGGACAGCCGCAAGUGGAACCGGGACAGGGACGUGGACCGGGACCGGGACUACGACCGCGCCAGGGACCGGGACGCGGACCGGGACAGGGACCGGGACAGAGAGCGUGAUCGUGACAGGGACCGCCACCGGGACAGGCCGCGUGACGGGUACCGGGACCACCGCGACCGCGGAGACAGGUCCUACGGCGACGACUACUACAGGAGAGGGGAGAGGCGCGGUCGCGACGACCCCGACAAGGGCCGCAGGAGUGGAGGCCGCCGUCCGGACGAUUACCAGCGAGGCUACGACGAGGACUACUACCGGGACAGACGGUCGUCGAGGCCUUCCUCGCGGUCGGGGUCGGUGCACGAGUACGGCCACGGCUACGAGCGGGAGUACCGGGAGGAGCGCCACGACCGGCCCGCCGACCGGCACGGCAAGCAGGGCCAGUACAACUACCCUGGAUACUACUAUAAUGCUCAAGACUACUAUCGGUACCAAAUGUACUACGCAAAUUUAAGGAAAACUGACCCCGAGGCGUAUGCUGCCUGGUAUAGGAAGUACUACAGUCAGUAUGCUGCUUCUCAGCCUGGAACUUAUGAAGAUAGAGGAAGUGUGCACUCUGGACGUAGCUCUGCCAAUGAGGAGCUCAGCAAUCAGAGGUUUGACAGACAUAGAUCUCCUAAUAGGUCACAAAAUUAUUAUCAAAAAAGUCCUCAGACUUCAAGCUCUAAUCGUUAUCAAAGCACUGAUAAUGCAUCUCCAUUUUCACGGGAAAGUGGGCGGGGAGUUGGCCAUGGUGAGAGUUCUUUGGAUGAAACAAAUUCAUCCAUCCAAAGGUUGACACCCUUUAAGUUCUCUACAGCACAUAUUAAAGGGAUUCUAACUAGGAGGGGACACUUGCUGAAAGUGCUGCCACAUUAUCCAUUGGAUGGCCAGUCUGCUACUGUGGAAAUGCACAGCAUGCAAACACUCAUUCCUCAAGAUCCUAGUCUUCAGGAAUUACUUGCACUGCCUGGUCCUCUUGUGAGAGGAGUGACUCAUAAGCAAACAAUAAUUUUAUAUUUACGCUCCAAAAUGGAAUCCACCCGUAGUGAUCCAGCAAUUUUCGAUCGCCAAUCAGUGGUUUUGUUGUAUGAACUACUCAUUCUUUUACUUAGACAAAAUGGGAUGAUUGUAGGCACAGAUAUUGCUGAACUUUUGAUGAGAAAUGGGGAGAGCUCCGAGGCAGACGAUAGUUGGUCUGCCUCCGGGGGCGCCGAUCCUCGAGCACGGUCUACACCUUCUCCUGCACCAAGCGGAGGGAGCCGCACUAGCUCCGCGAGUGCCACCCCUGCGGUGCAAAUGAACUCCUCAUUCAUUCAACAGACCAAGCUGUCUGAAUCAGAAAUCACUAACAAAUUCAGAGAGUUCCUCUUGUAUGGAAACACAAAGGAAGCCUUGGAAUGGGCUAUGAAGCAUGGUUUGUGGGGUCAUGCUCUUUUCUUGUCAUCCAAGUUGGACCAACGCAUGUACCACAGUGUGAUGACUCGUUUUGCGAAUGGCCUUGCAUUAACUGACCCCAUUCAGACACUUUAUCAGCUUUUAUCGGGCUGGCAACCUGCUGCUGUCACAUGUGUGGCUGAUGACAAGUGGGGCGACUGGAGACCUCACCUAGCUAUGAUUCUUAGUAAUACUUCAUCUCGUCCUGAGAUAGACCACAAAGCUAUCAUGACCUUGGGUGACACUCUUGGUGCUCGUGGCUGCCUCCAUGCUGCACACUUUUGCUACUUGAUGGCCCAGCAUCCAUUUGGAACAUAUUCUCAAAGAUCAUCAAAGUAUGUGCUGUUAGGGUCAUCUCAUUUGAGGGCUUUUGCAGAAUUUGCAACAAAUGAGGCUAUCAUGAUUACUUGUAUUUAUGAGUAUGCCCGAUCGUUGGCUGACCCGAAUUUCCACAUUCCUAACCUUCAGCCUUACAAAUAUUUGAUGGCAACAAGACUAGUGGAAGCCCAUCUUCUGCCUGAGGCUGUACAUUACUGUGAAAUUGUUUCAAGACUUAUUGUACAAAAUCCUCAGCAGUAUGAUGCAGGCUUUAUUCAUGACAUAGCCGAGCUGGGUGAAAGUCUCAAGUUUCAUGAUCCAUUUUAUGCCGCUGGUGGAGAUCUCAGUUCACAGGGAGACCCUGACUGGCUUCUUCAAAUCCGUUCUGUAUCAACAGAUUACAGUGUUGGGGCUUCUCUUUCAAACAGUACCAAUUAUGGUGAAUCUUUCUUAAAUACAAAUUAUAGUAUGGCACAAGGUGACACCUUGACCGAGCAGACAUCACUCAGCUCACAUUCCAUGGAACCCUCACCAUACAGUCAAGACAUGUCCCAAGCCCCAAUAUUCUCAAUUGAACACAACCAACAAGAUCUGCAAACCCAUCAGCAGCAAAUGCAGCAGCAAGAGCAACAGCAACUUCCACCUCAGUCCGAGCAAACUCAACAACCAUUUUAUUAUCAAGAACAGCAACAGCAGCAACAGCAGCAGUGGGGUCUCCAAGAAGGACAAAUCCCACAAUCUGCUGAGCCUUCCGCCUACAGUGCUGAUGGUUAUGGACAAGUGGAUUCCAAUCAGAGUGCCUGGUGGAGUGGUCAACAAGAAGAAAUGCCCAGCAUUUCAACAGAUGCAUCUGUGAUGCAGGGACAAAAUAACUUGGAGCCCAUACAACAACAACAACCACAACAACAAAUCCAACCAAAGGCAACUCCUCCCACUCCUGCAACCCAGAUCACCAGUCUGACGGGUUCAGCAGCCACUAAAACAGCAAACCAGCAACCAGCAGCAUCUGCCGGCACUCAGUCUAAUAGUAGCUGGUUUGGAGGACUCUGGAACAAGUUGGCUCUUCGACCGAAAAACCAGAUGAAGCUACCUGAUGACAAGAACCCAUCCAUUGUGUGGGAUGAUCAAAAGAAGCGGUGGGUUAACACUGAUGCUGAUGGCGAAGAAACGAGUGGCAAUGUUGCUCCCCCUCCCAAGAUGUCCGAAAUGCCGGGCCGCUUCGCGUCUCCCGGCCCUGGCCCCACCACCAGCACUCCCAACGUCCCUACUCAUGCGCCCGCCAUGGCCAACGGUAGUGCCGGCAUGGCGUUCAGCACACCAGUGAGCUCGGUGGUGCCGCCCCAGCCCCAAGGCAACGAGGGCAACAACGCUGCGGCCAAGCCGCCCUCUGGACCCAACAUGUUCAAAUUGCAACGCGGCCGAAGUUUGAAAGCUAGCUAUGUUGAUGUGAUGAAUCCAAAUGGAACCAAACCGUCGGGUCCCGCAGGCCUCCCACCUCCAAAUCUGUUCCCCUCUUCAACCAGUCAGCCCAGUUCUCUAAAUUAUUUUGUCCCAGCUGCAGUUGAGGGAAAUGAUAAUGCUCCAACAGACUUCCUAACUCCAGCAUCAAUGCCAACCGAUUCAGUUCCUGACCAACAGCCUGUUUCAAAAAAGAGAGUGAGCUGGAAUCCAAAGGCCUCUCGAUAGACCUUUCUCCUUCUUCUUCUCCUAGGUCUCUAAUUGCAUUCUUAUGCAACCUGGUCCAGCUGGCCCGCAAAUGUUCAACCCCGCCCAAUUCUCUCAGCAGUCACUGUCAACAGCUAAUCGGAAGCGAUAUGCCAACUGAUAAUCAUUUUGAUGACUCCUCAAGAUGUCUCUGAGAGGGAUGUAUGGAGAUGCAUGGAUAAUCUAAAGACACACUUUAGGUGAAAGGGUGAGAAAGACUUAUCAUAUAGUACAGAAUGUUCUUUCAAAAUGAUAAAUGUAGGUAGUAUUAUUAUCUGCACAUAUUUUGUAUUUGAUUUCUCAGGAUAAGGCAAAUAAGUUCAAUUUUUGUGCCUCUCUUGUCUGUAUAUUUGUGUAGGGACGAUUUUUGAAACCCAUGUUUUUGUAAAUGGUUUUUGAUGGUGCAAGAAGUGAUAAUGGUGGUUUGAUUGUUUUCAUAGAUUGAUGCUCAAUGUGGUGGUUGUUGUCGGCCAGAGAUGGCUGGUUUGGCACUGUCUUGUUUUAUUGAAGAUAAUGUGCUGCUGGACAGUACUGGGUGUAUUUCUUUUGUAUAUCUUUGACUGAGUUUGACCAGGAUAAUAAUCUUUCAGAAUAGCCAGUACAGUCUUGCACAUGAAGUUGUGCACUUAAUUUUUUACUUAUUUAUGUCUAGAUGCUUGAUUCUGGUUCUGGGCUUUCCUAAAAGGUCACAAUGCUUAGAUGUAGUAAGAAUGGCAUCAUCAUGUAUUUCUGGGCAUUGUUGAUGAAAUGUAUCUGUUACAAAAUGAAUAUCAUUGUACCCCAUGAGAGUUUAGCCCACAUUCCCUAAUGGUAAGAUACUUCUAAAGGUUACCAGAGGUCUUUUUUUAGAGACCAUGUUGUGAAUAGUAGAUUUGUAAAUAUUGUAACUUUUUUUUGGUUCAGAACUUAAAUUUAUCUAAUGUUCUGCCAGUUUUGUGACAUCAAUUAUAACUCUGCCUCAGCUGGAUGUAUGUACACCAACUUUGUCUCAGAGGUUGUUUUAAGCUGUAAUAUUUGCACUUAUUUAUAUCACUGGAUAGGAAGAAUUUAUUGUGAUCAUUUUAUCUUUUCUUCUUGAAAACUAACAUAUGUGAUGUUGUUCUUAAAUAAAAAUAUUAUGUGUGUCAAGCUGUAGAGUUUUCUAGUAUUACUGAUAACCAUGUUCUUGGUGACUGAGUGACCUUGCUUUUAAAUUUAAAAGAAACAUUGCUGUUUGGAGUGUCAAGUUUUGCUUUGUUCAAGAGAUUGAUGUUUCCCUACACUCGUCCCAGAAGGAUUGUGGUUUGCCAUUAUGAAGUUUUUCUUUUUCCCAAGAAUAUAUAGGUUUUGAGAGAUUGAAAUUUUAUAUCCUGUUGAUUUUUUAAAACAUAGCUUUGAUUUCAUGGAAUUUUUAUGCAACUAUGGCCAGUCAGUCCACAGUUAUAUAUUUAUUUUAUUGCUUGAAGACUGACAUUUGCAUUUUUUUAGUAACAAGUAGGAAGGGCUUGCCAAAAUUAUUUAUUGUCGCUCUUUCUACUUGGUUGUGCAAAUGGCUAAAUUGAUUGUAAAGUAUACUUUUUAAAUUAUCUUCUUUUAAACUAUAGUUUAUAUGCCUUGUUUCUUGAAAGUAUCCUUAAAGGUACUUGAAAGGUAUGCAGUGAAAUUUGUUUGAGAGUAAGUGCUCAUUUUUAUCUUGGCAUUGCUUGGAUAUGGGCCAAUAUGAAGUCUUGUGGCCCCAUUGCAAAUAAUAUAAGUCUACAACUGAACUAAAAAUCAAUGAAAUAUAAAUCAAUAGUACAUGUCGUCCAUGUUAAGAGAAAUUGGCUGUCAUCAAAUUGGAUCAUGUGGUACAUACUCAGGUGUACUGCUACUGCUACAUUAACUAAGUUGAAAUUUUGGGUUUGGUAAAGCAAGUAAUGUAAUGAUUUAAUGUUAUAUUCUUAAAAGCAGUGAAAUAUACUUCUAUUUGUGUUCUGUCAAA